AUGACUAGGGUGGGUGUGGCUGUGGAUGUUGCUGUAGUUGCACAUCAUGAAGCUGAUACUAAUGAAGCUAACGAUGAUGAAGAUGUUUCUAGUGAACCAAGUGUAAUAAUGACUUAUGACUGUUUGACAAGACCAGCGGAUGAAAUUCUGUAUAAACAAUUUCUUGACACUUGUCACAAUGUCAAACAAGAAUCAAAUCUCCUUAUUGGUCGUGAACAAGAAAUAAAUUCACGCAUUUCUGUUUUGUCUCGACAAACUAAAAAUAAUCCACUUUUAAUUGGGGAAUCUGGCGUUGGAAAAACCUCAUUAAUUAAAGAAUUAUCAGAACGUACCAUCUCUGAAAAUGUAUUUCCAUUACAUACAAAAUCAACAACUAUUCUUGGUACUGCUUCAUUAAUAUUAUACAUAGAAAAAUAUAUGACAAUCGCAUCAAAUUCUCAUAUUACAAUUUAUGUUGAUGCAAACGGUCAAUAUCAACUUCAAGUUCGAGCAUCAUAA
Adineta steineri is the source of this 498-nucleotide messenger RNA. The record is from the annotation of a GenBank genome assembly. NCBI's taxonomy places the organism in Eukaryota, Metazoa, Rotifera, Eurotatoria, Adinetida, Adinetidae.